Messenger RNA from Prorocentrum cordatum, 3723 nucleotides. Lineage: Eukaryota; Dinophyceae; Prorocentrales; Prorocentraceae. The record is from the annotation of a GenBank genome assembly.
CGCGACCCCAGUGGUCACUGGCACUACAUUGGAGCGCACGGCUCUGCCAGGAACCAGUCGUCGACCUCGACCGCGCGCUCCUGGACCUGCAGCCAGUGCCACCACGUGAACACGAGUCCGAAGGCGUGCCAGACAUGCGGGCUCAAGCGCACGUACGGCGAGGUGGUCAAGAACGGCCCCAAACCUUCUACACCUCCCACGGCUGCACCCCAGCAGAACCCAGUGCGCGCGCAGCUGUCCACCAUCACGGACACGCUGACCAAGCUCCACGAGUCACCUACUAUUACUUCGCCUGCGGAGCGCUCGCUGGCGAAGUAUCCCGUCCACUCCCAGGGCGACGUGCUGACCAAAGCCCAGCUCCAGGCCCGCGUCAAGCAGCUCGAGCAUGUUCUGGCUACGAUCCCCGAGGAGGACGAUGCCGAGUUGGCUUCCGAGCGCAUCUCGCUCACGACGCGCCUCGACGACUACAAGCGCCAGAUCGUGGGCUCCAAGCCGAUCGGCGCCCGCAUCGACGGCACGAGGGCUGCGCUGGGACGUGCGCGGGCUCGCCGCGAGGAGGCCGAGCAGGCCCUCAAGGCGUCCACGCUUUUGGUCAAGCAGUCCACCGACGAGGUGACCGCUUUGGAGGCCGAGCUGAGCGAGCUCGAGGCGUCCCUGGCCGCUGAUCCCAUGGCGGCGGAGGCGUUUGCUCCAGCGUCCCACGCAUUCGAGAUCCUGAACCAGAUGAUCGAGCACUUGAAAAAGGACGAGCACGUCCACCCUGGCCACGUCCAGGCAGCGACGCAGCACGUCCAGCAGCUUUUCGAGGGCUUCCAGGCCACGCUGAACCAGGCCGUGGCCACUCGUGCUGCUGCCGCGGGGGUCCAGCCCACUCCUGCCGGCUACAGCGUGAAGGCGAUGGCGACUGCGGCUGCGACGCCCGCGACAGUGCGCGGUCCUGCCGGCGGUUCUUUGGUGCGGCACCAUGGCAAGCAGAAGCACAGGGAGCUGAUCACCGAUUACUUCACGAAGCGCAAGGUCGUGAAGUCCAUCACCAAGGUCAGGAGCCCUAGGCGCCGUCUGCGCUUGUGCUGCGCCUGGCGCCGCGCCGCCAACUACCGUUUCAAGUACACCACCUUCAUGUUCAUGGUUGGGGGGGCUGCUUACCUCUCCUAUUUCCGCCCCGCCUCCGGCACGACAUGUGGUCCGGAGCUGCUGUCCACAGUUCCGCGCGCCGCCUCCGAGCAGACCACUGCCACCGGCAACGUCUGCACCUUCCGACCGCAGGAGGAAUCCGCUGCUGGCGUCCAGGUCGCUUUCCAGCUCAUGCUUGGGAAGGUCCAGAUCCUCGAGCAGUAUUUCAUUGGCGCUCACCUCGACUACGUUUUCCUGCAGGAAGGGCGCGCUCGUGUCGAAGAGGUUCGCACGGGCCUCCACUACACCAUGUAUGUCGGGGCCGGCGACGACGACGGCGGCCACGGGUGCCAGAUCUGGAUUCGCGCCCGGUCGGGCUUCAAAGUCUCCUCGCACGCAGCGGUGUCCCCCCGUCUGUUCUGGUUGACAGGCCGCGACGCUUGCGGGUUGCCGCUGAUCCUUGUCAGCGCGCGCGCCCCCACUGAGGCAUCACCAGCCAUUGAACGCGAGGGAUUCUGGGACACGCUGCUGAGCACGAUGUCCCCCCUGCAACGCCGCGCGCCCACCGCCAAGAUCUCCAUGGGCAUCGAUGCCAACGCACGUGUUGGCCCACGCCACUCUGGCGCGACGGUGCCGCGUGACCCUGAGGAGAUCUCCCAGAACGGCGCUGCGCUGAUCGCCACGCUCCAGGAACUCCAGCUGGCCGCCCUGAACACUCUCUUCAAUGUCGGCUAUACUUGGCGCUCUGGGAAGGGCCCCACGUCGCGGAUAGAUUACUUGUGCGGACCCUUAGUGGACCUCCCGGCCGUCCACAAAGUGUACGUCCCCGAGCGGGUUCAGCUGUCCAUCACUACGCGCGAGGACCACCGCAUGGUCGCUGCGCACAUGACCGCCCCCACGCGCGGUGGCGACACUGUGGGCCCCCCCGCGCCGUUCCGCUUCAACAAGUGGCGCCUCGGUGACACCGCGUGCGCGCAGCAGGUCGCGCGACGCAUGUCCGAGCUGCGUCUGUCGACGCAUGGCGACAUUGACGACAAGACCACGACCUUCAUGGACCACGUCCGCUCCUCGGCACUGCAAGCCCUUGGCCGCCCGCAAGAUCAACCCCGCCAGCCGUGGAUAUCUGGAGACACAUGGCGGCUGCUCCGUACCCUGGCCCCGUCGCGCAGGACGAUGUACCGGGCUCGUGCCGAGAUCUUCAAGGCGCAUUGCCACCUCGCCUUCCUGAGCUGGUCACCCCUGUGCCCCUCCGCGUUCUCGAUGACUAACGCUCCCCCCACGCGAUCGGGCUGGGCGGCCAAGUGCGCGCCCCCCUCCCUGCGAGCACUCCGGCAGCAGUGGCGCCUGCUGAACGCCGCCACCACCCGCCUCUGCAGCCAGCUCACACUCUUCCUCGAGACGAAGGCUCAGGAGGCGCAGCUGGCUGCCGUUCGCCGGGAUUGGUGCACUACCUUUGGCGUCGUACGCGCGCUCAGUGGUCGGAGCGCCAGCUCCUCCACGCAUCCAGUCCGCCUGGAGUCUGGAGCUCUGUCCAGCACCGAGGCGGAGCGGCAGGGGCGCUGGCAGGAACAUUUCCGGGACGUCUUCAAUGGCAAGCCGGUCACCAUGGCCGAGCUGAAGCUCAAGCCGACGCCUCCGCCGGACCCCUUCACCAGCGGCAUCGUCGUCCUCCCCGAUGCCGCGGGCGCGUCGCUCCUCCAGCUUGGGCGCAACAAGGGGGCGGGCCGCGAUGGCGCCCCCUCGGAGCUGCUGGCGGCCGGCGGCGACGCCGUCAACGAACCCCUGGCGUCCAUCUUCCAGGACAUCAUCGACGGCGAGCGCUGGCCAACCUCCUGGACAGGCGGGCGCAUGCAGAACGUAUGCAAGAAGAAGGGGCCGCGCGAGGAGCGCGACGAGUCCUGCGGGAUUGCCCUCGAGGACCACGCGGCCAAAGGCUUCAAGCAGCCCCUCAGUGGCCUCGUGACCCCCAUGUGCAACGCCCACAUGGGGCUGUUGCUGGGGCUCUCAGUCUCGUGCUUCGUCUGGUUCGUGGACCUUGUCAAGGCGUUUGACCGGGUCGUGCGCGAGAUCGUUCUGGGCUGGCCCCACGCCGCCACAGACCCAGAGCAAUAUCUACGAGACCUUGGUCUCAGCGAUCAUCAGGCCCAGUGGAUAGCUACUUGGGUUGCUCGCCGUGGAUGCCUAUUCGAGCAGUGGGGCGUGUCGCCGAAGGUGAUCCGGCUGCUCAAGAACACGCGCGCGGCCUCGUGGUUCUCUUACGGCGAUUGCGACACCACCGUCGCCACGCUGGUCGGCGGCCGUCAGGGCUGCAAAUACGGCGCCACGGUAUUCAACUGCACGUUCUCCCUGGCCAUGGUCUUGAUCCGGGAUGCCGUGCUCGACGCUGGCAUCAUUCUGCGGCUGCCCAAAGGACGCGAUGCGUUCUGGGCGCCGCCAGAGAGCGGCACCGACCACGCCGAAGACACCAUGCUAGUGGUCGACGCCGCAUUCGUCGACGACGAGUGCUUCAUUCUGACGGCCCCCCGCGCGGCCGACCUCGACAGCGCGAUCAACGCAAUACUUACGGCAGUCUGCAAUAUUUACGAGAGCGUGAACUUGGCGAUCAAUUGA